AACCACUUUUUCAUCAUCUUAGAAGGUAAUGGAGCCAUCUUCACCUUACAAAACAGCUGCAACACUACAAUCUGGCCUGGGAUCCUCGCCGGAUCUGGCCCCCCACAACUCAUGAACGGCGGCCUCCAACUAAACCCCGGGGACUCAGUCCCCAUCGCGGCUCCAUCAGGCUGGUCGGGCCGAUUUUGGGGCCGCACCGGUUGUUUAUUCGAUAAAUCAGGUAAAGGCACUUGUGUCACGGGUGACUGUGGCGGUGCCUUCCAGUGCGCAGGCACUGGAGGUACACCGCCCGCCACGUUGGUGGAGUUGACCCUAGAUACUCCGUUGGAUUUUUACGACGUGAGUUUAGUAGAUGGUUAUAAUAUUCCUAUAUCCAUAACACCGUUGAACUCGGUGGUUGGUUGCAAGAGAGUUGAGUGUCUAAACGAUUUGAAUAAGAAUUGUCCGAGAGGAUUGGAAGUGGUCGAGGAUGGUCGAGUUGUGGCAUGUAAAAGCGCUUGCCUUGCUUUCAAUCAGCCGGAGUAUUGUUGUACGGGUGUGUAUAAUGUUCCUAGUACGUGCAAGCCAAGUAACUACUCGAGGAUUUUUAAGUCUUAUUGUCCUUCGGCCUAUAGCUAUGCUUAUGAUGAUGCUUCAAGCAUCUUCACUUGUAGUACCGGUGCUAACUAUUUGAUCUCGUUUUGUUGAUGUGUUUUUAUCCUUAUUAUAAAUGGAAUGAUACAGUGAUUUACCUUAAUAA
Molecule: messenger RNA, 739 nt
Organism: Impatiens glandulifera
Lineage: Eukaryota; Viridiplantae; Streptophyta; Magnoliopsida; Ericales; Balsaminaceae
Product: pathogenesis-related thaumatin-like protein 3.5
Exons: 1
Biological process (GO): defense response
Cellular component (GO): extracellular region
Source: RefSeq, a predicted model, not a curated record